UUGAUGCUGCCAGCGGAGCCUCCGAAUGGACCCGACGGGAGGAAACGCCGUUAGUCCGUAAGUUAGAGAAGAAAGUGUGAGCGUCCAUGUCUGCACCACAAACAUCAACACGCUGACACGGUCACUGGCAGCAAUGUCGAGGGAGAACACCACCCGGAGCCUGGACAGUAUAGACCUGGCAGCUUUACGAGAUCCAGCAGGUAUCUUUGAGUUGGUGGAAGUUGUCGGCAAUGGAACCUACGGUCAAGUUUACAAGGGUCGUCACGUCAAGACAGGCCAGCUGGCAGCUAUCAAAGUCAUGGACGUCACAGAGGAGGAAGAAGAGGAGAUCAAGCUGGAGAUCAACAUGUUGAAGAGUUACUCCCACCACAGAAACAUCGCUACCUAUUACGGAGCUUUUAUUAAGAAAGAGCCUGCUGGACAGGACCACCAACUCUGGUUGGUGAUGGAGUACUGUGGAGCCGGCUCAGUAACAGACUUGGUGAAGAAGACUAAAGGAAACUGUCUGAAGGAGGACUGGAUAGCUUACAUCUGCAGAGAGGUGCUCAGGGGUCUUUCCCAUCUUCACUCCCAUCAUGUGAUUCACAGAGACAUUAAGGGACAAAAUGUUUUGCUCACAGAGAAUGCUGAAGUCAAACUGGUGGACUUCGGAGUGUCGGCUCAGCUGGACAAGACCAUUGGUCGGAGGAACACCUUCAUUGGUACCCCCUACUGGAUGGCUCCAGAGGUCAUCGCUUGUGAUGAGAACCCCGAUGCCACAUAUGACUACAGGAGUGACCUCUGGUCUUUGGGCAUCACCGCAUUAGAGAUGGCCGAAGGAGCCCCUCCUCUGUGUGACAUGCAUCCAAUGAGAGCGCUAUUUUUAAUUCCACGAAACCCUCCGCCCAAACUGAAGUCAAAGAAAUGGUCGAAGCGCUUCCUGUCGUUCGUUGAUAAUUGCCUGGUCAAGAACCAUCUGCAUCGACCGACCACCGACGCCCUGCUGAGACACGCCUUCAUCCGAGACCUAGCCAAUGAGAGACAAGUUCGCAUCAUGCUCAAAGAUCACUUGGACAGGACCAGGAAAAAGAGAGAGAAAGAGGGUCCAGAGUAUGAGUACAGUGGCAGUGAAGAAGAGGAGGACGAGGUAACAGAGGAGGAAGGAGAGCCCAGCUCAAUCGUGAAUGUUCCUGGUGAGUGGACGUUGAGACGGGAGUUUCUACGUUUGCAGACAGAAGAUCGUGAAGGAGGCAGAGAGGGAGGUCAGGAAGGAGGUGCUGCUUAUCAAAGACAAGCGUUACAGCAGCACAGGCAACAGUUGGCGGAGCAGGAGCGAUACAAGCAGCAGUUAGUGGCGGACAGACAGAAGAGGAUCCAACAGCAACACGAGCAACGGCAAAAGUUAGAGGUUCAGCAGAGGCAGCAGCUGGCGGACUGUGCCUUUCAGUGGGCAGAUCUUCAGGAAGUCUUGCUUGGGGAGGAGUCAGAUCUCCAUGACAACAGAAUCUUACUGGACGGGAGGAACAGGAGGAGCGACAGGAGGCUGGACCAGGCGGGCAGAAAGGGGAGUGCCGAUGUGUCAGUAAGGCCUCUGGACUUCACAGCAGAGCAGAGAGCCGUGGCCCCGAAACAGCUGCUUCAGAGUAAGUCCCAGCACCCCCAGCAUCAGCUUCAGCUGCAAUCCAAGCCCCAGGCUGUGGCCCAGCAUCAGCAGCCCUCAGUGGCCAGACGAUCCCACCGCACCCUGCCCAAGGACCAAACCCAGCUCUUGUCGCUGCAGCACGACCACAGACACAGGGAGAGAGAGAGGCAGAGGCAGAGAGAAAAGCCUGUGGCGGCUGUCCAGAAGCUAACAGCUAAAAGUGGGAUUACAGCUGCCGCUGCCGCUGCUGCUUCCUCACCCAGCCGCCCUGCAAACAGCCAGCGCUCAGUGAUGGACAUCCAAGAAUCAAACUUGGCCCGGCUGCUCUUGGCUGCUGGUCUUCCCAGCCAGAUGCACUCGAGGAUGGGCUCUGGGAGCAGCUCUAGUCCAUGUACCCCAGCCAUGCAGAGAGCUCACCUCAGCCAGAAUGCCAAUCUGCGCUCUAGUCGAGACGCCCCUCACAGCAGCUCCAUGUCAGAUAUGCCCCUUUCUCCCCUGUCGCCAUUUUCACCCAUGUCCAUCACCGAUGAUGUCUUCUGGGACUCAGUCGAUGACCCGCCUAAAGUCCCAGAACGCACUACCUCCAAGAUUUACUGUAGAGAGCUGGUGAUGGGACACAGGAGGGCUGCUUCAAGUGGCAGUUCAGUGUCUGCAGCAGAUAAAAGCGGAAGGUCUCAGCCCCACGUCGUCUCCUCUACCAGCAGCAAGCCCCCAGGUUACUUUAAGCUGGAGAGUCCUCUUCUAAAUCACCGUCUCCAGCAGCACAGAGGCACAAGAGAAAACAUGACCGGCGGGCAUACACAAGGUGUAAAAUCUGCUCUUGUCCGGCUCAACAAAGCCACAGAAUACUCCUCUUCCAGUGAUGAGGUCGGCAGCAGUGAUGAUGAAGAGAGGAACAGGUCUGCUCUGUCCAAUGGAAAAGGGAAAUACUACAGAAGAAUACCUGAUGGUAUCGUCCUGCAACCUCACCACAAUCUGCACCAGACUUCUCGGCUGGGUUCUGACGAUACUUACCUGCUGCCAGACCUUCUGCAGAAAACCUCCCACUGCAGUCCUAACCAUAAUACACUGUGCCAACAGCAGCAAACACGUGAACUCAGCUACUCGCAGUCGCCCACAGCCCCUCGAUGCCCCACACAUCAGGAACUCAAUUCAAAUACGGCUGUCAGCAGUCCUACUGGUAAAAACACCUCCUCAACUUCCUCCUUCCUGUCCUUCAUCGAUCCGAGAUUGAUCCCCAUAUCAUCACCGCCACAGAGCCCCACUGGUGUUAAGGGCGAGCCAAUCAAGAGAGAGAACCACAGGAAGGGCUCUGUGGUGAAUGUGAACCCGACCAACAUUCGACCACAGAGCGACACUCCAGAGAUCCGCAAGUACAAGAAGAAGUUCAACACAGAGGUGCUCUGUGCAGGACUAUGGGGUGUGAAUCUAUUGGUGGGGACAGAGAAUGGUCUGUGGCUGUUGGACAGAAGCGGUCAAGGGAAAGUCUACUCUCUCAUCAGCAGGCGGAGGUUUCAGCAGAUGGAUGUGCUGGAAGGACUCAAUGUGCUCAUCACUAUAUCAGGUAAAAAGAACAAGCUCCGUCUGUACUACCUGUCCUGGUUAAGGAAUAAAAUCCUCCAUAAUGACCCAGAGGUGGAGAAGAGACUGGGUUGGUCCUCAGUAGGUGACCUGGAGGGCUGUGUACACUAUAAAGUGGUGCGUUACGAGAAGAUAAAGUUCCUGGUGAUUGCUUUGAAGAAUGCCGUGGAAGUGUACGCCUGGGCCCCAAAGCCCUACCACAAAUUCAUGGCCUUCAAGUCUUUCAGGUCUCUGCCUCAAAAACCACUGUCUGUUGACCUGACAGUGGAGGCAGGUCAAAGAUUAAAGGUCAUCUACGGUUCCUUGUCCGGGUUCCACGCCAUCGAUGUCGACUCUGGAACACCUUACGACCUCUACCUGCCUACUCAUAUCCAGGGCUCCAUCCGUCCCCACGCCAUCAUCAUUUUGCCAAACAGCGCUGGAACGGAGGUUCUGGUUUGCUACGAAGACGAGGGCGUCUACAUUGACACCUACGGCCGCAUCACCAAGGAUACAGUGCUGCAGUGGGGGGAGAUGCCUGCAUCAGUCGCCUACCUGCAGUCUAACCAGGUGAUGGGUUGGGGAGAAAAGGCCAUUGAACUGAGGUCUGCCAACACAGGAAACCUGGAGGGAGUCUUCAUGCACAAAAAGGCCCAGAAACUCAAGUUUCUUUGUGAGAGGAAUGACAAGGUGUUCUUCGCCUCAGUGCAGUCGGGAGGCAGCAGUCAGAUUUACUUCAUGACUCUUGGACAGAACUCUCUGUUCAGCUGGUAAUGACUGGACCUGUGAACUCUGGGAUCAACUGGUGAUGUCUGCCUAUUUUAUUCUGUGAUCGCCUGGUGAUGCCUUUUUAUAUUUGUGCAGACUCGUGUUGACCUCCAUGGGCAGAAGACAAGGAUCAACUAAAUUCUCCUGGAUGCAUCACUUAUGUCUAGUUUCCAUGUAUGGAUCCACAGUUGAGUUGACCAUGAUGCCAGCGGCAGAACAAAAUGCUUGAAUCCAUCGCCCCAUCCUUGAUUUUUGCAGCGGCAGCAGCACAAAAUUCUGGACAUCACUGUUGCCUCACUUGUCAAUGGAAGAGUAAUCUUUAACAUGCCUGAUCUCGUUGGUCAUCAUUUGAUCAUUUUGAUUAUGUGGCGAGUUCUCAUGAACACCAGAUCACUGGUCAACAUCUGGCCUCAAGAUUCCUCUACACAUCUGUCAGACACCACAGGAGUCUAUUCAGUUUGUACCAUAUUCAGCUCAUCUCUCCAGGAUCAGUUCACUUUUCUGAAGGGCUCCAUUGUAACGGUAACUUUGGUAUUUGUAUCUGUUAUUCACUUAUAUCCAUUUGGCUGGCUGUGGCGUGUGACUGGAUCAUCUGCUUCGCUCGCAUGCAAGCAGCCACUGUGCGAAAAGGAGUGAAAGCAACAAAAGAAGCUGUUACUCAACCUCGUUCCCUCUAAGGACAUGAUCUGGGCAUUUGGGGCCAGAUGUUGGGGCCAAAAUGUGGACUGAGUUGGAUGGUAACCUUAUGUCAUCCCACAUUUUGUUGCGGUUGCUUGAAAGAAGAGGGUUUUUCUGACAGUUACUCUGGGUGACAGUGAGUCAGCAUGACCAUUACCAUUAUAGACCCAAUCAGUUAUAUUUAGCUGUAUCCUUAGCUGUAAUUAUACUGUCCAUGCAAACCUUAUAGUGAGGACAAAAGUCAGGAUUAAGAUGCACAAUAUCCUUGCACCAUAGUUCUCUUUGACUAUUAACAGACCAUUCUGUUCCUAAUUAAUGAGAUUCAAAUUAUUUCUCUGCUUAGCCUGAAAUCAGUUGCUAAUAUAUCCAAUACAUUUUCUUACGCAAACCGCUUUGGAUCAGUCCUUUCUGAGCGUUCACUCUAUUUCAGAUCGGCACUAUUUUACUUUAGUCUUAUUAUGAUUUAAUUGAGGACCUGGAGAGCCUUUAACUUUACUGUAGGAGCAUUAAUUCAGAUGUACAGCAUAAAUAGUAAAGACACAAAUCAACUCCACUCAAAAAGGCAGUGAAUGCUUUUUUUUGUUUUCUUGCAUCUAUUGUGUAAAUACUCCUGUAACAAGCACUGUUUUCUAAAUAUUGUAUAAUUGACAGGACAUCUUUAUGUACAGUAUGUGUACAAAAGUAUAGGCUAAUGAAUGUGAAAUUCUAUCCCAAAGCAGAGUUUAGAGUGUUAUUUCCAUGAUCCUAGAACACUUGUGAACAUGGACACGAGCUACUGACAGUGAACCUGAAGGCUCAUAUCCAAGUGUUUAAGAACAAACAAAGUAUCAUGUGAAUUCUGUUUUGUGGUUGAUUUUCUCCUAACAUGUAUAAGUCAGGCUCUUUGCACAAUGGCCUCUCUGUACAUGCUUUCUGUAAUAUAUCAUACUUUGAAAUUAUUUUUAUUUUGAAACAUUUCAAGUCAUUCUCUAGUCCAGUCAGUGUAUAAGAGCUCACUGUGAGCCGUUGGCUUUAGAUCUGUUUCUUCACCACCCAACAUGGGACGCACACUUGUUUUUAAUGGGUCACCUUGAAAAAUAAUGAUUUUUUGUUGACCCUUGGUCUGAAGAGAUGCAAUUAGCUGGGCUGAAAAAGUGAAAAGCCCCAUUUUAUAAUAUUUAGUAUGUUUUUCUUUUUUUAAUUUUAUUUACACAAUGAGCUUAAAAGCAAGAAACCAAAGAUCAAAGGCUUUGAUUUAUUGGUUUCCCUUGAUAACUAAUGAAAAGAGAUCUGACGAAAAAUAAUCUAUAUCUGCAAAACAGACAUGAUUUGGGGUGUAUUAUUUAACAAUGUUCAAAAGACUCCAACCAACAUAUCCGCCUACAAAAUCCCCUGGACUGGUGUGUUUUGCAAAUUUUUACAAAUAUGCACGUUAUUGUUGCUAGCAUUCUUACAUUUAAUAGCCUACCUUUAUGUUUAAGACAGUAUUAGAUUUGGUGAAAGUGAAGUUAUUGGGUUUUACCUUCAAAUGUGAAUUUUCAAUUUGUUCAUUUCAGAUUCAUUUUCACUUUACCAGUCUUUUUAUUCCUUCGUCCGAUUUAGCUUAAACAGCUAGUUAUACAUUCCUCUCUAUAUUGUAAUUACUCUUGAGUUUUGUGACUAUCAGACAUUGUGCCAAAUGUUUUAUAUCCAGUGAUACAUUGAGUUUUUAUUGAUGUCAUAUUACAGCAGCUGGUUCUGUGAGAGUAAUUUAAACUGGAAUACAAACGUUCUGAUAUUGCUCAGUUGCUACCAAAACACAGGACCAGAUAUCUAGUUACACAGGAAUUUAAAUGUAUGCUGACAGAUGCAGAAUACUAGCUAACAUGGGCUAAUAUUUUUGAACUAUUUGAGCUACCUAGUGUAAUGCAGAGUUUCUAGUUAGCAUGUGGCUAAGAUAGCAACUCUUGGUGAGCAAGCUAACAUUUGCUUAGCUGUGUAAAGUUUCAACACAAUAUUGGUCCAAACUGGUGGAGAUCAUUUCAAACCCCUUUUACAUACAAUGCAAUGCAUGUAUUGUAUAAUAAACUCUUAGCAAUUCAAAUUCAUUUCAAUAUCAAGCAAGUCACAAGGGUUCACUUUUUUAUUUUUAAAUCUUGACCAAUUCGUCCAGUUACACAAUACAUUAGAAUUAUCUGUCCGGCGGAAGAAAUGUAACAUUAGCAUCAGGCCCUGUGCUACUUUGUGUUAGAUUAUGUAAGAACUGGUUAAUUGCUGGGAUCCUGAGCAAGACCCUGGCCAUUCGAGUCUACAUAGGACAGAAAAGACGAGACCAAAUUAGUCUUAAACUACAACAGUGGUUCCACCAACUGUCCAAUGUACAGUAAAGCCUGUAUUUGCUUCUCCUAUAUAUGCAUACGUAUACAUGUACGUACAUACACGUAGUAAUCAAAAGCUACUUUUUUCAUUCAUUAGAUUAUACGUCCAAUUGCUUAAUUUUUUCAAUGUUCAUUUAAAUUUGGAAUUAAGUAUUUUUAAAGCAAUAAUGUAUUUGUAUGAAUACCAAUUAAAUCAUUGUAUGCAAUUUGAUUACAAUGACAGAUUUGAUAAUGAUUUGGACUAAAAACUAUUAUUAAAUUUAGUCUUGAGUUUGGGGUUAUGUUAUGUUGAAGGAAAAGAAGUUUAUUUUAUUAUCAUUAUUGUGAAACUGCCAUUUGACAUCACAUUUUCAAUGAUCAGUAUGUUCCUUUUAAGCUGUAUCUUUCUUCCACCUGCUCCAAGAAACAGCACAGAAAUCAGCUCAUAUUCAAACUUAAAUCAGUGUCGUGCCUAAAGACGUGUGUUGAUCUGAAUUAAUCCAGCGAGGAAUUUUUAGAUACGGACUUCUUCUUCCUCUGCUUCACUUUGUCGUCUGCUGAACAUUUGACUAUAGCUCUGUCACUAAUGAGAGAGAAAGAGAUCAGUGCACUUCCUCCCACACCUUCCACUGUUUCAGGCUCGCUGUGACUCACUUCGCUAACUCUCCCACCAACUCUCCUUCUCUCAUUUUGUCAACACAUCUCUUCUCUCUGCUGCGUCUUAUUCCCUCAGCUCUCUCCUCAGCCUGCACUCGUCUCGCUCUCUGGUGUCUAUCACCAUUCUCCAGAUCAGUUUGUUCCUCAUGUCUCAUUCUAGAUUGUCUCUGUUUCUCUUGUGUCAAAUCUCUCCAUUCACCCCCAGCCCACCUUCAGCCUAUUGAGGAAGUUUUUGAUAGUGUGACUGAAUUGAGUUCUUUUAUUGUUCUGUUAAAUCAUCUGAAUUAAGACGUUAUGUAUGAGGCAUAGGAGACUGAUGUUAGAUGUAUAUCGUGUCACAUUUCUUAACUAGUACAUACAUCACAUUAUUUCCUUUACACCACAACACUGUCCCUCUAUGUUCCAUCUAACAUGUACCAAUCGUAUGAAGAAAACCACAGAUCUGGCCCAAUCUGUCCUUUUGCUGUUUGUUGGAGUGGGCUGAAACAUGAUGCAGAAAAAUUAAUGAAUAUGCAUUAAGUUUGCCAUGUUCCCUUACAGCAAGGCUAUGUAACUUGUGGCAGGUGCACAACAAUGCUAAAUGCUAAAACUUAACAUAAACACAGGUAGAAAGGAUUCAUAAGGUUAGUGACUUAGUAAUGUCACAUGCUUGCCAAUAUCUUAGGUUUGCUAACAAUUGCCACUGCAAGCUACCAUGGACAUACCAGACAGAGUCAGGCUCUAGAGGGUAUUGGACUGAUCACGGGUGCAUUCUUUUAAUAUAACUUUAUUUUGUUUCUGCUUUCAAAAGUUACGUAGUUCUGUUUAAAGUGCUGCAACUGUUAUUCUCCAGCCUGUGUACGAACAAGAGUCCGGAUGAGCAAUGCAGGUCAAAAGAAAGUGUGUGUUUGUGUGGGAGGGUGUGACGAAGACUGUGAGCAGGUGUUUGCUAAAGCAGAAUUGAGUCUGCGAGGGAAGGAAGUGUUAAGAAGAGUUAGAGGAGGACGCUGGUGGCUUGAGUGAGGUGUCGCCUAACAGAGGGAACUCAGAAGUUGCUUGAAAACACAAAUCCACAAUUGAAAAAAGGAAUUUACUGCCAUCCUCUAAGCACAAAGUAAAUUCAAGUAAACGUUGGAAAACUCUUGUUUCAAACUAAGUCAAACUAUUUACUGAACUGACAAUUUAUAGAUGAUGAUGGCUUUGAUGAAGAGAGGGAAGAAGAAGGAAGAGGUGAGGAAGUUAAAGGGGGCCACAGUGAUUGUGAUGAAUUACUUAUCUAUUGGUCGGAUGAAUCCUGCUGCUUGAUAACAACAAAUGUCAAAACCCAGUAGGCUGAUAGCAAUUUCCUAGAACUGUCUGUUUACGGGGGAUAUUUUCCAGAAGUUGAGAUUUAGCCAAUAAUUUACAACUACUUUCAUUAUUUUGAAGUUAUUCUUCAGUGGAGCAUUACAGGACAAUUGUGUGAAAAUUCACAGAAAUUGAGAUUAUAAAAAAACCAAAUGUUAAUAUUAUGUAUUCCAGAAUAUAUAUUUCUUUUUGAUUCCAUGCCCUCUGUGUUGUAAGGAUGAUUGUUACUUUUUUGCACUGGACCUACAGUAUGUUUGAUUGACUGACAUUGACUGUACCCCUGUUACCUUGAGAUGAACACACACCUGUGUUUCCAUGUAAAGAUGCAAAAGACAUUGAGACAGCAAUAAAAACGUUGAAUUGA
Messenger RNA from Hippoglossus stenolepis (Pacific halibut), 9289 nucleotides. Its product is annotated as misshapen-like kinase 1. Lineage: Eukaryota; Metazoa; Chordata; Actinopteri; Pleuronectiformes; Pleuronectidae. Gene Ontology annotation, biological process: protein phosphorylation. The coding region runs from base 134 to 3955 and encodes 1273 amino acids. Gene Ontology annotation, molecular function: protein kinase activity; ATP binding. The record is from RefSeq and is a predicted model, not a curated record. The transcript is spliced from 33 exons.